Achroia grisella is the source of this 2672-nucleotide messenger RNA. Its product is annotated as ribosome biogenesis protein BOP1 homolog. The transcript has 15 exons. Gene Ontology annotation, cellular component: preribosome, large subunit precursor; PeBoW complex. The coding region runs from base 128 to 2656 and encodes 842 amino acids. Gene Ontology annotation, molecular function: ribonucleoprotein complex binding; protein binding. Gene Ontology annotation, biological process: ribosome biogenesis; maturation of LSU-rRNA from tricistronic rRNA transcript (SSU-rRNA, 5.8S rRNA, LSU-rRNA). The record is from RefSeq and is a predicted model, not a curated record. NCBI's taxonomy places the organism in Eukaryota, Metazoa, Arthropoda, Insecta, Lepidoptera, Pyralidae.
GUGUCCCACGUGUGUUUUUGAUUUGAAUUUGAAACUUAAAACAAUUUAAUAUAUUGUUCCUAACCUACGUAAAAAAAAUAGUGGCAAAUGGUUACUUGUUAAGUGUAAUUACGUUCUUUUAUUAAAAAUGCCACCUUAUAAAGAAGGACUUAAAAGAAAAAUUGAGUCUGAAAAACCAAAAUCGUCUGCGUCGAAAAUUGAAGAUAAAGAUGAGGAUGGAGGGUCUGAAAACGACGAGGACCUAAUCCGAGGCGUGUUAGACGGCGACGACGACGACGGCGACUCGACGGACUCUGAACACGAGGAGCAACAGGGAACCGCCUCCGACAAUGAACAAGAUGAAGUUUUGUUUAACGAUAGUGCUGACUCCACUCUAGGUGAAGAUGUGUCCGCAGACAGUGUCUCAGGUGAAUCCUCGGAACUGACAGAUUCGGAAGAUGAUGGGACCAGUGAAAGUGAACAAGAUGACGAUGAUGAUGAUGAGGAAGGAGAUAGUGAUAAAACUGAAACAGAAAGUGUUGACAGUGGAGCAGAGUCGGGAGCCAGUGGCAUUGUGCAAUCUACCAAUGAGCCUGAAAAAACUACAGAAGUUACAAAAACAAAACACAAACAGAAACAAAAAGUGAAGCAAGCAAACAAACACACUACUAAAAGCAGCAUAGAUGUAUUAGCUGACAAGAUUAAGGAGACAUCUGUUACUAUUAAACCUGUCGAACAGAAAGAUGAGUACGAGGAGGGCGACUCGUCCGACGAGGAGGGCGGCGUGGUGACGACGGGCGCGGUGCCGGCCUGGUGGUACCGGGAGUACCCGCACCUCGGGUACGACCUCGACGGCCGCCGCAUCAUCAAGCCGCCCCAGCGGGACCACAUCGACCAGUUCCUGCAGCGGUGCUCGGACCCCGAGUUCUGGCGCACGGUGCGGGACCCUCGCACCGGACAGGACGUGCGGCUGGCGCCCGACGACCUCCGCCUGCUGCAGCGACUGAAGGACUCCAUGCUGCCCGACCCCGGCCGCGACGACUACCAGCCCUGGGUCGAGUGGUUCAGUCGCGAGGUGCUGGCCGCGCCCGUGCGCGCCUUCCCGGAGCCCAAGAGCUCCUUCCUGCCGUCCCGCAGCGAGCAGCUGCAGAUCUCCAAGAUCGUGCACGCGCUCAAGAUGGGCUGGACCAAGACCAGAAGAGAACUCGCCAAGGAGAGGAGAAAGAGGAAAGAAAAGAAAUUCUAUAAUCUAUGGGGAUCGACGACGAACGAGGAGGAGGAGAAGCUGCGCGGCAUACACAAGCACAUCCCGGCGCCCAAGAGACCGCUGCCCACGCACGCAGAGAGCUACAACCCGCCGCCCGAGUACCUGCUCGACGACGCAGAGAUGAAGGAGUGGUGUGCGCUGAGCGAGACGCCGUGGAAGCGCAAGUACACGUUCCUGCCCACGCGGCACGCCAGCCUGCGCGCCGUGCCCGCAUACGAGCGGUUCCUGCGGGAGCGGUUCCUGCGCUGCCUCGACCUCUACCUCGCGCCGCGCGCCCUCAAGAUGCGGCUGACGAUCAGCGCGGCGGACCUGGUCCCGAAGCUGCCGUCCCCGCGCGAGCUGCGUCCGUUCCCGACGGGGGAGGCGCUGGUGAUGCGCGGCCACGCCGGCCUCGUGCGCUGUGUGGACCUCGACCCCAGCGGACAGUACGCCGUCUCCGGCGGCGACGACGCCACCCUCAGAGUGUGGGAGACGAGCACGGGGCGCUGCCUGCACACGCACGCGGCGGGCGAGCCGGUGGUGAGCGUGGCGUGGAGCCCGGCGCGCGGGCUGGCGCUGGUGGCGGCCGCGGCCGGCGCCAGGCUGCCGCUGCUGGCGCCGGGCCGCCGCGUGGGGGCCGGCCGCGCCGCCGCCGCCACCGACCGCCUGCUGGCCGCCGCGCCGCCCGCGCACGACGUGCUCAUGGACGAGCGUACGGCGGCGUGCGUGCGCUGGGAGACCGUGACGACCGAAGACUGGGAGCGCGGCGUGCGCAUCCUCGUCACGCACUUCAAGCCUCUCGUGCACGUGUGCUGGCACGCGCGCGGCGACUACCUGGCGGCCACGCUGCGGGACGCGGGCGCGCGCGCCGUGCUCGUGCACCAAGUGUCGCGGCGCCGCUCCCAGCUCCCGCUGCGGCGCGCGCGGGGGCUCGUGCAGUGCGCCGCCUUCCACCCCGCGCGGCCGCUGCUGCUGGUGGCCACGCAGCGCGCGGUGCGCGUGUACGACCUGGUGAAGCAGGAGCUAGUCCGCAAGCUGGAGCCCGGCGCGCAGUGGAUCAGCGCCAUCGCCAUGCACCCCGCCGGAGACAACCUGCUGGUCGCCUCCUACGACCGCAAAUGCAUGUGGUUCGACCUGCAGCUGUCGGCGCGGCCGUACCAGACGCUGCGGCUGCACGGCGGCGCGGUGCGGUCGGUGGCGUUCCACCCGCGGUACCCGCUGUUCGCCUCCGCCGGGGACGACCCCCACAUCGUCGUCUCGCACGGCAUGGUCUACAGCGACCUGCUGCAGAACCCGCUGCUGGUGCCUCUGAAGCAGCUGCCGGGCGGCGCGGUGCGCGAGGGGCUGUGCGUGCUGCAGGUGCGCUUCCACCCCACGCAGCCGUGGCUGUUGGCCGCCUGCGCAGACUCCACUCUGCGCCUCUACACCUAGACAAUAAACCAUCUAU